Messenger RNA from Tauraco erythrolophus (red-crested turaco), 2838 nucleotides. NCBI's taxonomy places the organism in Eukaryota, Metazoa, Chordata, Aves, Musophagiformes, Musophagidae. The record is from RefSeq and is a predicted model, not a curated record.
AGGGACCGUCUGACACACAACGACGUCAUCGGCACUGCCCACCUCUGCAUGUCCAAGAUCUCGGCACCAGGCGGGGAGCUGGAGGAUGAGUUUCCUGCUCUUGCGAAGCCCCUGAAGGCCGCAGACCUGGAUGACGGGCUGGGGUUCCUGCCCACCUUUGGUCCCUGCUACAUCAACCUCUACGGCAGCCCCCGGGAGUUCACCGGCUUCCCUGACCCGUAUGAGAGGCUCAAUUUAGGAAAGGGCGAGGGCGUUGCGUAUCGCGGCAGGAUGCUCGUGGAGCUGGAGACCAAACUGGUGGAGCACGUGGAGCAGAAGGUGGAGGACAUUUCUGUGGAUGACAUCCUGCGGGUGGAGAAGUACCUGCGCCGUCGGAAGUACUCCCUCUUUGCUGCCUUCUACUCGGCCACCAUGCUCCAAGAUGUGGACGAUGCCAUCCAGUUUGAGGUCAGCAUCGGUAACUACGGCAACAAAUUUGACACCACCUGCCUGCCCUUGGCCUCCACCACGCAGUACAGCCGGGCCGUCUUUGAUGGUUGCCAGUAUUACUACCUGCCCUGGGGCAACAUCAAGCCUGUGGUGGUGUUAUCAUCCUACUGGGAAGAUAUCAGCUAUCGGACCGAUGCCCAAAACCUUCUCUACCACGCGGCAGACAGGCUGGAAGCAAACCUGGAGAAGCUCCACCUCGCUCUCAAGACCAAGCGUGCACCGAGCGAGCUGGAUGCGCUGGCUGCCCAGCUGAUGGAUGACAUCAUUGCUGACUGCAGCCUGCCCCUGCCCGAGGUGCUGGGGACGCCGGCCAGCACCCACCUGGACCAGAAUAUGUACCGCUUCCGCAGCACCAACCUGGAGCAGAUAGUGAAGGCAGCCCUGAAGCUGAAGCAUGGAGACUCGAGCCUGUGGCCGGCACUGGAGCAGGCAGAGGACUGGCUCUGCAGGCUGAGGGCCAUGGCAGAGGAGCCCCAGAACAGCCUGCCUGACAUCGUGAUCUGGAUGCUGCAGGGAGACAAGCGCGUAGCGUACGCCCGCGUGCCGGCCCACCAGGUCCUCUUCUCCAGGAACGUGUCCGGCUGCUGUGGCAAGAACUGCGGGAAGCUGCAGACCAUCUUCCUGAAGUACCCCCAGGAGGAGGCGAUGGGUCCGAAAAUCCCAGCCCAGAUCCGGGUCCAGCUCUGGUUCGGGUUGUCGGUCGAUGAGAAGGAGUUUAACCAGUACGCCGAGGGGAAGCUCUCUGUCUUUGCCGAAACUUAUGAGAACCAGACCAAGCUGGCGCUUGUGGGGAACUGGGGCACGACUGGCCUGACCUACCCCAAGUACUCAGAUGUCACUGGCAAGAUCAAGCUGCCCAAGGACAGCUUCCGCCCCUCCACGGGAUGGACCUGGGCUGGGGACUGGUUCAUCUGCCCAGAGAAGACGUUGCUGCACGACGUGGAUGCCGGGCACCUGAGCUUCGUGGAGGAGGUGUUUGAGAACCAGGUCCGGCUGCCUGGAGGCCAGUGGGUCCACAUGAGCGAUGCCUACACCGACGUGAAUGGGGAGAAGGUCCUACCUAAGGAUGAGAUUGAGUGUCCUCCGGGCUGGAAAUGGGAAGACGUGGAGUGGGACACCGACCUCAACAGAGCUGUUGAUGAGAAAGGCUGGGAGUACGGUAUCACCAUCCCGCCGGACCGCAAGCCCAAGGGCUGGGUGCCGGCCGAGAAGAUGUACCACACCAAUCGGCGACGGCGCUGGGUGCGGCUCCGCCGGAGAGACCUUGCGCAGAUAGAGGCUGUGAGGAAGGGGGGAGUGACAGACGACAGGAGCGACGAUGGCAAAUCCAUCUCCACCCUCAGUUUUGGUGUCAACAGACCCACCAUUUCGUGCAUAUUUGACUGUGGGAACAGGUACCACCUUCGCUGCUACAUGUACCAGGCACGGGAUCUGAUCGCCAUGGACAAGGACAGCUUUUCAGAUCCUUAUGCCAUUGUUUCCUUCCUCCACCAAAGCCAGAAGACGGUGGUGAUCAAGAACACCCUGAACCCCACCUGGGACCAGACGCUCAUUUUCUACGAGAUAGAGAUCUUUGGGGACCCCCAGAACGUGUCUGACUCCCCUCCCAACAUCGUGGUGGAAAUAUAUGACCAUGACACCUACGGUGCGGAUGAGUUCAUGGGGCGCUGUGUUUGCCGGCCCAGCCUGGUGCCCUCGCCGCGGCUCUCCUGGCACCCGGUUGUCAAGGCGAACCGCAACGUCGGCGAGCUGCUGGCAGCCUUCGAGCUGAUUCAGAGGGAGAAGCCGGCUGUCCAUCACAUCCCUGGCUUCGAGGUAAUCGAGCUGUCCUCCAGCCUGGAUGAGUCUGCGGACUCCGACCUGCCGUACCCCCCACCCCAGCGGGAGCCCAACGUUUACAUGGUUCCCCAAGGAAUCAAACCGGUCCUGCAGCGCACGGCCAUCGAGAUCCUGGCUUGGGGGCUGAGGAACCUCAAGAGCUACCAGCUGGCCAGUGUCACCUCGCCCAGCCUGCUUGUGGAAUGUGGAGGCCAGCUUGUGCAGUCCUGUGUCAUCAAGAAUGUCAAGAAGAACCCCAACUUUGACGUCUGUGUGCUCUUCAUGGAAGUGCGUUUGCCCAAGGAGAGCCUGUACGGCCCCCCCAUCAUCGUCAAAGUCAUUGACAACAGGCCAUUUGGCCGAAGGCCUGUGGUGGGGCAGUGCACCAUCCGCUCGCUGGAGGACUUCUACUGUGACCCUUACCGAGAGGAGAUGGGUGGUCCCCAGGAGCUCUCAGAUGAUGUGAGCCUCACGCCCAGGGAUGAUGUCCUAAUUGACAUCGAUGACAAAGAGCCUCUUAUUCCUGUCCAG